Alexandromys fortis (reed vole) is the source of this 7633-nucleotide messenger RNA. RefSeq names its product ATPase family AAA domain containing 5 (gene Atad5). The transcript is spliced from 22 exons. Lineage: Eukaryota; Metazoa; Chordata; Mammalia; Rodentia; Cricetidae. The coding region runs from base 382 to 5724 and encodes 1780 amino acids. Gene Ontology annotation, molecular function: ATP binding; ATP hydrolysis activity; DNA binding. The record is from RefSeq and is a predicted model, not a curated record. Gene Ontology annotation, cellular component: nucleus.
UGCUCUCCGGACGGCGCGAAAACCCAAUUGACAAGAACUCCCGCCGAAGCCCCGAGGCCUGAGUAGCUUUCGGUGUGUGGCGCCCACCGGGGCCCGGAGCUCGAACGCUGAGCCUGGAGCGCCUACCUCGGGGGCACUGUGUACUGUGCAGCCGCCCCCGCGGGGCCUGCACCCGCGCUUUCUCGCCGUCUCUGAGCCUGGCUCGACGGCCCUGGGCCCAGCCUCUCACUCGCGUCCGGCCGGUGGGCUCUGGGGGACCCGUGGCGGCCCCCGCGGCCUCCGCAUCUUGCUCCCACUGGACCGGCCGUCUCUAUGGCCUCCAGUCAGGCAGCGCCGGACCGCUGGAGGUCCUAGGAUCCGGGGCUCUGGGAGGCAGGGAUCAUGGUGGGGGUCCUGGCUAUGGCGGCGGCUGCAGCUCCUCCUCCAGUAAAGGACUACGAGAUUGAGCCUUGCAAAAAGCGGAGAAAAGAUGAUGACAGCUCUUCCUGUGAAACAAUCACCAAAUAUUUAUCACCAAAAGAGAAGACUGGAGACAAAGUUUUUUCUCCACCAAAACCCAGUAAUAUUCUUCAUUAUUUUAGAAAGACUUCACCCACAGAUGAUAAGCUACAGUUGACAAAGGAGUGCACAAUAAAGCCAUCCCCCUUAUUGCUUGUUGGCAAUAGCAAAGACCAUAAGACACCUUUGGAAGUGCUCUCAAAUACGGAAUUUAAGAAGAAAGGAAAGAGAGUUAAUUUAUCUCAUCAACUGAAUGAUAUUAAAAUUCAAUCGCUGGUUGGAAUUAGUAGUGAUAGUAAGAAGGACUGUGGUUUGAGUGAUUUUGUGGAAAGCAGUACUGAUAUUUUCCUUUAUAAGAAAGAUGUAGAGGUUCUUGCAGAAAGCAUUCAAGACAGGAGAAAUCAACCAAAUACAAUAACCUCCAAAAAAAAUUUCCAGAAAGUCAACCCUAAAAAAGGUACCACAAAAAAUGAUGGCAAAAUGUUGAGAAAAAGGAAGCACAGCAAGGUACUAGAUCUGUCUGAAAGUUUACCCUUGGCAGACGACAUAAAUCUGCUUAAGAAAGGUGGCAAAGAGAGUAAACCUUCCUUGGCCAUUGAAAAUGAGAGGACAGCAAAUCAUGUAGACUCCAGAGCUUGUGCAACCAAAACGACGGAUUUAAACAAGACUACAAUAACAGUCUCCUAUGAGGAAUUUUUAAAAAGUCAAAAGGCAGCUAGAGUGGAAGAGAUACCUGACCCUGCAGUGCCAGCUUGUGUUCCUUCUGGAUCUGGUGAAGCAGUCAAAAGUAGUUCUGAAGGUGAAUCAGAAAGUUGUGAAUUUUCUCCACGGAUACACCUUAAGACAGUUACUGUUCUUGCACAAGUUCACCCCACUCCCCCCAAAAAGAAAGGGAAAAUAGCCCAAAUUUUUUUGAAACAGAAACAGCUUGAUCUGGAGAGUAGCCUCUCUGAUCCAGAAAAUGAACAGACAGUUCAGAAAAGGAAAUCAAAUGUUGUGAUCCAGGAGGGCCAAUUAGAACUGGCUGUGCUGGAAGCUGGGAGCUCUGAGGCUUCAGUACCAAAGUGUAGCGUGGAAGAGAGACAACAGUUCAUGAGAGCAUUCAGGCAGCCACCAUCAGAAAUGCUCAGAAAUGGGUUCAAGAAACCUUUGGAGAAGCAGAAAGAUCCAAGUGAAAAAUCUGCAAAUGAAGAAUGUGAUAAUGGUUCUGAAAAAAUCAUAGAAAAUCCUAAUAUCCAAAUAGUUUCAAAUCCUGGCAGUUCACAGACACACACUGAUAAAGCAAGUUUUCCUAAGGAGAAAAGUAAAAAACUGAAGAAAAGGGGUAAGAAAACGAUCGGCACUAGGCCCACUCCAGGUGGAAACAGAACAGACAGCAUGCAAAAGGAAGAAACAUCCUUUUCCCCAAAAGAUAAACAAAAGCAAAAUAGCCUUCGAAGGAGUUUAAGACAGAAGUCAGAAGUUUUCAAAAGCAAUUCAUUACUUAAUAGUGAAAGUCUUGUUUGUGAGGAUACAGCACAUAACUCUCUAAAAAUGUCUCUGGGUGACAGAAAUAAAUCAAGAAAACCCAGUACAUCAAUCCAGGAUAUGGUUACACAUUCCGAAGCUGAGCCUGAAAACAGGCUGCUGAACGUUUCCACACCCAAACGAACCAGUAGCUCUCUAAGAGGUAGCUGCAUGCCUACUGUAGUCACUCUUAGAGAUACUAAGUCUGAGGAUGGCCAGGACACUAGUCCAGUGAAGGCUUCCACUCCAAAAGCCAGCAUGUCAGAAAAGCACAGCUUGUACACAGCGGAAUUAAUAACAAUACCCUCUGAUUCGGAGAGCCCCAUUAGAAUGAAAUUCACUAGAAUUAGUACUCCCAAAAAAUCCAAGAAAAAGUCCAAGAAAAUAUCUAAGAAAUCUGGAACAACUGAGGGAGAUCUCACUUCUCAGAAGAGAAAGGCAAGCAUUACUUCAAAAAAUGUAUCCAAAGCAAAACAACUGAUUGAGAAAGCCAAAGCUUUCCGAGUCAGUGGACCAAAGGCUGAAGAAACGGUGGUGCCCUUGAGGCGGUCCUCCCGGCAUCAGAUACCUCCUGAAAGGGAGAAGUCACCAGAGACAGAUGACUCUGUAAUACUAAUAGAUUCAAGUCCAACUUCUAUAAAACAACCAGAGAAAAAUCAGAAGAAACUUAAGAAUUUGAAUGAUGUACUAGGAAAAAAAUUUAACAAGCCUUCUAAAAAUGUUCCUGGAAAAAUGAAAAUCGCUCCUUUAUUUCUUGCCAAAAAGACUAAACGAACAGCCAUUCCUGUCCUUGAUUUGGAUGAUAGCAGUCAAGAUUCAUCAGAACAAACUCAGGAUUGUGAUAUACAAUUUAAAGCAAAGCGUGACUUUCUAAUGAGUGGUUUGCCAGAUUUACUGAAACGACAGAUUGCAAAGAAAGCUGCUGUACUAGAUGCAUACAAUGCCGCGAGUACCAGUUUCCAGAGGGUUGUUCAUGUGCAACAGAAGGAUGAUAGGUAUUGGUUAUGGCAUUUGAAGCCACCUUCUUGUCCUCUAUUAACUGAAUUUAAAGAACUGAAUACUAAAGUAACAGAUCUCUCAAAAUGUGUUGUUGCUCUUGGUGAAUUUUCAACAUUGAAUUCAAAUCCAAGAAAUAAUUCAGCUGUUGUGCUCUUAAUUCCCAAAAUAGCAAGUCUACAACUACAGCUUCAUGUCAGUCAAAAAGAAAGCAAAAGGAAAUGUGUGGAAACAGGAAAUCAAAAGUCAAAAAGAAAGAAACCAAAUGAACAUUCAUUGAGCCCAGAAAAGAUACAGAAGUCAGAAGAUCUUGACAAAAGGAUCAGCUCUUCUGGGAUAAAUCUAGAUUCUUCCAAAGAUUCUGGAACUGAAGACAUGCUUUGGACAGAAAAGUACCAGCCUCAGACUUCGAGUGAACUCAUAGGCAAUGAGUUAGCUAUCAAAAAGUUAUAUAGUUGGUUAAAGGACUGGAAAAGAAGAGCUGAACUGGAAGAAAGACAAAAUUUGAAAGGAAAAAGAGAUGAAAAACAGGAAGAUUCAUGGGAUACAGACUUUAAAGGCAUUUCAGAUGAUGAAGAGUGUCAUCUUUGCAACACUGUUCUGAUAACAGGGCCAACAGGAGUGGGAAAGACUGCUGCUGUGUAUGCUUGUGCCCAGGAGCUUGGAUUUAAGAUAUUUGAAGUGAAUGCCUCUUCCCAGAGAAGUGGUAGACAAAUCCUGUCUCAGCUGAAGGAAGCUACCCAGUCCCAUCAAGUAGAUAAACAAGGUGUAAACUCCCAAAAGCCCUGCUUCUUUAAUAGCUACAACAUUGGCAAGUCACCAAAAAAAUUAAACUCUCCUGGGAAAGUUGUUACAUCACCAAGAAAGCUUCCUCCAUCAUCACCAAAAGGAAGUGGUCAAAAGCGAGCGUUUCCCCCUAAAACUUUGGCAAAUUACUUUAAAGUAUCCUCCAAAUCCAAAAAUAAUGAAGAAGUAGGAGUACUCAUGGGAAAUAAUAAAGGAAUCAAAAAUGCUUCUUUGGAACAGAGGCAAAUCAUUCAGACUAAAUCAACAAAUGCAAAUAAUUCAAAUGUUAAAGAAUUUGGAGCUGAGGAAUCCAAUAGGAAGAAUGCAACAUCUCUCAUUCUUUUUGAGGAGGUUGAUGUCAUUUUUGAUGAAGAUGUUGGGUUUUUGAAUGCAAUCAAAACAUUCAUGGCAACAACUAAACGGCCAGUAGUUCUUACUACAAGUGAUCCCACAUUUAGUUUAGUGUUUGAUGGCUGCUUUGAAGAAAUCAAUUUCAAUAUUCCUUCCCUGCUUAACGUUGCCAGCUAUCUACAAGUGAUCUGUUUAGUUGAGAAUUUCAGAACCGACUUAAAAGACUUUGUAACCUUGUUGACUGCAAAUGACUGUGACAUCAGAAAAAGUAUCCUUUACUUACAGUUUUGGAUUAGAAGUGGAGGUGGAAUUUUAGAAGAAAGACCAUUAUCAUAUUGUCAAGGAAAUAGCAGAAAUAUACCAGUUUGCUCUGAAGAUGGCAGUGAUCCAAAAAUUAACUCUAAAAAUAGCAGAAGGAACCGUAUAGCCCUCCCCAAAUGUGACACCGGCUGUGCAGAGGCUUUGUUUGGACUCAAAAACAUUGCCUCCCCAUCUCAAGACUUAAUUUCAUUUUUAAAGCACAAGAUCACAACCAAGGAAGAAUGGCAUAAAUUCAUCCAGCUCCUCACUGAAUUCCACAUUCAAAACAUAGAUCUAUUAUAUAGUAAUCUUGAAUUCAUCCUGCCAUUGCCAGUCACUGUCAUUCCAGAAGUCAUUCCGGUGACUACAGAGGCCAGUGCACCAGGAAGCAUGGACAAUCUUCCUAGGAUGAAGUCAGAAGAUCAGUCAUUAAAAAAAUCACAGAAAAGGAAGCAGAAAAAGAUGGUGACCCUAGAUGACAGUGACUUAUUUGACACCGGACUGGACUUUUCUGAUGAACUGACUAGCUUAUCUCCUGUUCCUUCCUCAGCUUUAGAAGACCUCACAAGCAGAGACAGAGAAGGCAACCAAGAGACACAGACACAUAACAAAGGUUUCACAUCUGACUCUGUGCCUCGACCUCCUAAGACACCAGCAGAGAAGAAGUGUUUUGUGCUCGUUUCUCACUGUUUAAAUUCUCUCGCUGAGUUCAUGGAGAACAUGUCCUUCUUAGAUGCCGUUCUAAGAGACGCAGGGGAACAGAAUGAACUGGGUAGAAAGCGUUUUUGCUGGACAAGCGGAAAGGUUAAAAGUGGACUUUGUGAUGAGUUUAGUAUUGAGAGUAGAGAUGGGUGGGGUCCUCAGAGAUCUGAAGAAUUAAAAGCAACGGCAGAAGCUCUCAGCUUUACUAAAUGUUCUUCUACCAUUUCAAAAGCACUGGAGUCCUUGAAUUCAUGCGAGCACUUAGGAAGAGAUGCAGUUAGUGAGCUCACGUUCUGUGUUUCACAAAGGUGCAGUGAUGUGUGUUUCCGCCAGUCGGCAGCUAAUCUGGACAAUACUGACAAGAGGGUGGCAGUCAUUAAAAAAGUGCUUUCCAGUCGGUCUCUUCUGAGUGUGGGUAAUAAAGCUAGUAUAACUGACUACCUACCAACUCUUCGGAACAUUUGUCGGACAGAGAAGCUAAAGGAACAAGGGAGAAAUAAAAGAAGGUUUCUGCACUACUUUGAAGGAAUUCAUCUUGAUAUCCCAGAAGAGGCUGUGACUGCUUUGGCCGCAGACUUCCCUUGAUGCUCCUCGUCUUCAGUGUCCUGUACAGAUGAUGUGGUCCUUAAGACACACUAGAAUAUGGUAACUUUAAAGAAGAGAUUAUUUCUCUUAAUGUAAAUUUUAAAACUUUGUAUUUUUGUGGUUCAACUAUUUAAAAUGAAAAAAAUUGGGUUACAAACUGUAUAUAUGAUUGUCCUAUUUUUUUCUGAAUGUUUUGUAUUACCUGUUUUCGCUUGGUUGGUAUGCUUUCUCUGUGUGUAAACCAUCUGUAGAUUUCUAAAGCUGUGUCGGUGCUGAGCUCAUUGUAAUCUUCCCUUUCCUCGUUCCCUUCCUCUGCUCUUCAGCAUCAGAGCCACCAUAAAUAGGAAGCACCUAGCCUGCGGUCCCUAAACGUUACAUAGUAUAAAACAGAGUUACAUACAGAAUAAUUUUUAAAUGUGCUAGGAAUAAAGUUAUGAAUAUUUUGGAAAGGGUUGUACUUCCUCUUGCUUUUACAUCUUGUGCCCUCCUCCAGCAUGUUUUACCACUGAAUCAAUGAAUCAUCUGUGUUGGCAAAGAAAAGCAUUCUGAAUUCUAGUUUUCAUAAACCUUUCCUAUCACCCCAUGUAGGUAGUCUUGUGCAUUUUACCAACCCAAAUCAUUGUACAUUUUAUAUCAUGUUUUCUUUAUAAAUGUAAUGACAUUAAUUUAUCUAUUCUGGACAAGUUGUUGAUGAAGAAAUAAUGAAGGCAUCACCAUGGGGUUUAUGCCUAGCAGCUGUUUCCAUUUAAGUUUGGUUUUGGGUUUUGUGGUGCUAAGGAUAAACUUGAGGUCUUCUGUGUUGUGGGCAAGUGUCCUAUGUCUUAGUACAUACAGAGUCUCGUUUUUGUAAUUAUUUGCCGUGCUACAGAACAAACCGUGGCCUGUACAUUCUACAGACAUGCUUCACCACUGAGCUAGACCCUCCCACCCUGUUUUGGAGAUGACAAGGUCUGGUUAUAAUGCUUAUGCUGCCUCUAAACUACUUCCAGACUUACAUGUUCCUCUUUUCUCAGCUUCCUGGGACUACGCAGGAAUGUCAUCAGUUUUUGUGUUUUCAGUGGUUUGUUUGUUUGGUUUUUGGGCUUUUUUGUGUAUUUUUACUUUAGUGGCAAGAUUUUAAAAUGUCACAUUUUACUUAAUGUUAUUUUUACAGUCAGAUAAUCAGGUAUGUUUAAAAUUGCUUCUUAUUACACAUACUUGUAUAAUAACAUAAUAUUCAGGUACAUUUUUUGAUGAAUUAUUUUUUAACUCAAAAGUUAAGGAUCCUAGUUUUGUAUUUUUUUAAAGUAUAGGUGCAUACCUGUUUACAAAUGUAUGUGAAGAUAUGUUUUUACCUCUUGUUCAACCUACCUUUUUUGUAUAAUUAGCAAAUUAAUCUAAUUAAAAGUUAAAUCUAAAAGCAGUAAGUGGUAUUUAAAGUUAUUAUCUUCUUAAUGUACAUUAUAUUGAAUGCAUUCAGAUAAAUGUUAUAACUUAGGUUGUCAAACAAGAAAAUAUACUCAAAGCUUUUUAAAGAUUGGUUUUUCACAUGUAUAAUGUUUUGCCAGCAUGUACGUAUGUGUACCACAUGCUUGCAGUGCUCAAGGAGACCAGAAGAGGCCAUUGGAUACCCUGGAAUGAGUUAAGUAAGGAUGGUUGUGAGCUGCCUACCUUGUGGGGGUUGGGAACUGGACCCCUCCAAGGACAGCAGGUGCUCUUAACUGCUGAGCCAUCUCUCCAGGUCCUGAAGCUUUCAAAUGUCUGUAUCUGUGUUGCCGUGCAGUGUCUACUGGAGCUGCUUAGCUGUUGGCCAGGUGUUUUAUUAUUAGGGACUCUGACCAUCAAUAACUGAUGAACCAAUAUAAAAUAAUUACAUAAAAUUGUUCAAGUUAUCCAGACUCCCUCCUUAACUAGCCCAUGGCUGGGUGGA